CUCCUCCCUUUCUUUUCCAUUUUCCGACACUCUCCACUCCACCCGCCGCCAUGCUGCGCUCGUCCAUUGUCCGCGCUUCCCAGAGCUCGGCUGCCGUCAUCCAGUCGACCGCGACACGCACCGCUCUUCCCAGAGCCGCCCCCGUAGCCUGCCAGCUCCAGCAGUCCCGCCAGGCGCACGCCAUCUCCAACCCGACCCUUGCCAACAUUGAGAAGCGAUGGGAGGACAUGCCCCCUCAGGAGCAGGCCGACCUGUGGAUGACGCUUAGGGACCGCAUGAAGACCGACUGGAAGGAAUUGACCAUGCAAGAGAAGAAGGCCGCCUACUACAUUGCCUUUGGUCCCCACGGCCCCCGCCGACCCGCGCCCCCAGAUGAGGGCCGCAACGUCUUCCUCCUCUCUUCCGCAGUCAUUGCCGGUGCAUUUGCCAUCUUCGCCUUUACCCGCAUGUUUGCCAGCCCCGUCCGGCCCCGCACCAUGACAAAGGAGUGGCAAGAGGCUACUGAAGAGUACCUGAAGGCACAAGGAAGUGAGCCCAUUACUGGUUACAAGGGAAUGAUGGUUCAGAGCAAGUCUGAGAAAGACCUGCCACCCAACCAGAAGAUCAACGAUGAGUAAACGCCCUGAAUAGGAGCGUCACAGCAAUUAGCAUACCAAUACCGAUACCUCAUUUUCCUUGAGUCCACUUCUGUUUGGUACUGCCUAUGUCACAUUGCAAGAUUAAAGCCAUAUGAGCGGCUUUGAUCGGCCAUGGUUAUAAUUGUCCUCCUUGUACAGAAUCUAGAGGCUUUUGCGUCUACAUGGCAAGCAAGAUGCACAGGCACUUGAAUAAAUGAUCUCUUUGCUACAUGAGUUGAGGACCUGUGUCGAGGCGGACUGUAUGAAUGCAAGUCACGUAGAUUGCAUUGAGUGAUGACAUUUUGUUUGGUCAGUUGCAUGAUUGGUAUUCUAUAUGAUAUAUCUACAUGUAGACGGAUCUGUUACAACUUGAUUGCCGCAUGCACGUGUUGGACUGAAUUACAAUAUCAAAACAGAUGAUUAGGUACUGGAGUUCAUUUACAACCUCCUUGCAGAAAUAUAAGCAUGUAAACA
Messenger RNA from Exserohilum turcica Et28A, 1091 nucleotides. RefSeq lists its product as uncharacterized. The transcript is spliced from 3 exons. The coding region runs from base 51 to 617 and encodes 188 amino acids. Gene Ontology annotation, biological process: mitochondrial electron transport, cytochrome c to oxygen. The record is from RefSeq and is a predicted model, not a curated record. Lineage: Eukaryota; Fungi; Ascomycota; Dothideomycetes; Pleosporales; Pleosporaceae.